AUGUCUUACAACGACCACGAGAAGGGACUCAUCAGCACGGCCGUAGACAAGACCAAGGAGCUGGCCCACGACGCCAAGGAGAAGGUCAAGGAGGCCUAUCACGCAGUGGUCGAUGAGCCGCGAGUUGAAGACCGAUUCCGGUACCAAGCCAAAGACAACAUCGACAUCGCGGCAGACAAGGUACUUUUCCUACAAGUCUGGAUUCGAUUUCAGCCGCUUAACACUUUCAGGCUAAGAAUGCUCGUGACACGACUCACGAGAAUUGGGAGGAUUUCAAGGACAACACGCAGAACAAGUGGGAAGACGUCAAAGAAAAGGCCGAGGAGAAGAAGAACCAGGUCGGCGAGAAGUGGCAGGACAUGAAGGAUGGGGUCCGCGAGAAGUGGGAGGACGUCAAAGACGGCGCACAGGAGAAGAAGGACCAAGUCGGCGAGAAAUGGGAGGACAUCAAGGACUCGGCCGAAGAGAAGCGCCAAAAUGUCAACCGGAAGAUAGACGACGUUGCUUGCAACGCUCAGCAAAAGGUUCUAAUGGUUUUCUGAAAGAAGAGAGUCAGUAUUUUUUUUCAGCUGGACAACGCUCGCUUUAACACCGCGUAUCAUCUCCGCGACACCGCUCGUACCAUCGAAGGACAUUAA
This is a messenger RNA of Caenorhabditis auriculariae, 638 nucleotides long. The record is from the annotation of a GenBank genome assembly. NCBI's taxonomy places the organism in Eukaryota, Metazoa, Nematoda, Chromadorea, Rhabditida, Rhabditidae.